Adineta ricciae is the source of this 360-nucleotide messenger RNA. NCBI's taxonomy places the organism in Eukaryota, Metazoa, Rotifera, Eurotatoria, Adinetida, Adinetidae. The record is from the annotation of a GenBank genome assembly.
AUGGCUGGAAGUAUUAGUCGUCUACGAUACAUAGCCAAAUCAGCGCAAGAACCUAGCCAAAAGACGAUGAUAAACAUCUUCAAAGCGAUUGUAAGACCAGUGAUGAACUAUGGAUAUCCAGUUUUACUAACAGCAAACGACAAAGUAUGGGAUCAGCUUCAAAUCAUCCAAAACAAAGCGCUUCGCGCUGCCCUCGGCCUACCGAUCUAUACUUCUGUCGAAUACGUACACCGAAUAUCCAAAAUGCUGAAAAUCAAAGAAUAUGCAACAUUACUGCUCCACAAGCCUAUUAACACAGCCCCAUCAAACAAAGAUCAAACGCUCCUCCAACGCCUUCAAGACAUCGCAGACCAACUAUGA